This is a messenger RNA of Oncorhynchus nerka (sockeye salmon), 5417 nucleotides long. Its product is annotated as equilibrative nucleoside transporter 2-like. Gene Ontology annotation, molecular function: nucleoside transmembrane transporter activity. Bases 511 to 1893 code for a protein of 460 amino acids. Lineage: Eukaryota; Metazoa; Chordata; Actinopteri; Salmoniformes; Salmonidae. The record is from RefSeq and is a predicted model, not a curated record. Gene Ontology annotation, biological process: nucleoside transmembrane transport; guanine transport; hypoxanthine transport. The transcript has 13 exons. Gene Ontology annotation, cellular component: basolateral plasma membrane; plasma membrane.
UCAAAACAAGUUGGGUAGCCAUGUUUUGCUCCCACAACAGAGCUCAAUGGCAGACUCAGAUGAUACGUUUCAACUGACGGGAUUGUCAAUGGGGUACAUCUUUCAAAUAGAGUUACGUUCUUCGUACGGCGGACGCUGUAGGACCCCAAACAACUUUUGGAUAGAUUUUUGUAAACUACGCAGCUGUGCUACCUGGGCAAUUUCUAUUUGUGUUGGGUUGUAGUGUGGAGCCUAUCAGUUUGUGUGUGUACAGAACCAAGUGUGUACACAGGGAGUGGACUCUUGCUUAAUCUACAGUUAUGUAGAACUGUCUGUUCCUAUUGAAAUCGAUAGAGUGUGAAGUUGUUGAACUGGGAGAGGGGUCGGGUCUCUCUCUAUCCAGCUAACAGCCUCACAGUACAGGCUACUAUCAAGUGGCUCUUGGACGAGGCUUGGGCCGUAUACCGGGAUAUUUGGAAAAAGCCACAGGAAGCUUUUUCAAAAACUUUAAACCGAACCCCAUAGCACAGGAUGAAGGACCGGACAGACGCCCCGCGUGAUAGGGGCUGGUUGGUGGGGAUCACCUUCUUCAUUCUGGGCCUCGGGACGCUGCUACCAUGGAAUUUCUUCAUGACCGCCUCCAUGUAUUUCAAUAGACGCCUCAACAAGACAGAAUGGAGCAACGGCACGGUGGUGGUCCAGAAAGAGUACUACUUCAACAACUGGAUGACUCUGCUGUCCCAGCUCCCCCUGCUGCUCUGCACUCUGCUCAACUCCUUCUUCUAUCAGCGGAUAUCAGAGAUGGUGCGGAUAGCGGGCAGCCUGGUCUUCAUCCUCAUCCUCUUCAUCCUCACUGCCAUCCUGGUCAAGGUCACUAUGGAGGAGGACUGCUUCUUCUCUGUUACCAUGGCGACCAUCUGGUUCAUCAACUCGUUUGGAGCGGUGUUACAGGGCAGUCUGUUUGGCCUGGUGGGCUUGCUGCCUCAGAGGUACAGCGCUGUGUUUAUGAGUGGCCAGGGGCUGGCCGGCACCUUCGCUGCUCUCGCCAUGCUGGUCUCCAUAGCCAGUGACACAGACCUUGAGACGGCUGCGUUGGGUUACUUCAUCACUCCUUGUGUAGGAACCCUGCUCACUCUCCUCAGCUACCUCCUCCUGCCUCGCCUGGAGUUUGCCCGGUUCUACUUGGACAAGAGCAGGAGCUAUGAGGUGGAGACCACAGACGAGCUGCUGAAAGAGAGGGACACGGAGCAGAACGGCAAGCUGAAGGGCAAGGCCAACGGCUCAUUGGCCAAUGGUGAUGCCAGCGGCGAGGAGGUGGAGGUAGAGGAGGGCAGUCCCAAGCAUAACUUCCUUCCCCUGGAGCAGGCUGAGGACAGGGAUCGGAAGUCCACCGUCAUGGAGGUGUUUAAAAAGAUAUGGGUGAUGGCGUUCUGUGUGGUUUUUGUCUUCACCGUCACUCUCGCUGUGUUUCCUGCCAUCACUGUGGACGUCAAAACCAUAUACCCUGGGAAAUGGGAGUCCUAUUUCAUCUCUGUGUGUUGCUUCCUCAUCUUCAACGUGUGUGACUGGAUCGGUAGAACCGUCACCACCCUGUUCCAAUGGCCUCCCAAGGAGAGUCGUCUGUUCCCGGUGCUGGUGGUCUCCAGGGUGGUGUUUGUUCCCCUGCUGAUGCUCUGUAACGUCCAGAGCCGCUCCUACCUCCCCGUUCUCUUCUCCCACGACGCUGCCUUCGCCUUCAUCAUGAUACUCUUCUCCCUCUCCAGCGGCUACUGUGUCUGCCUGUCCAUGUCCUACGCCCCACAGCUGGUGGCGUCCAAAGAUGCAGAGACGGCUGGGGCCCUGAUGACUUUCUUCCUGGGCCUGGGCCUCUCCAUCGGGGCUGGCUUUUCUUUCCUGCUGCGUCUACUGGUCUAGACAGGCACACCAGAGGGACCACCACCAUCCGUCACCAGUCCCUGUUUCGAACGACGGUCGCCUCCAUGGCCAUUCAUAAAUUGAGCGACCACUGCCACCAAAUGCCAUAUUUUUUUAAUACCUAGAAGGACCUAGGCUGGGAAUAGAGAGCUGCCUGCAUAAAAAGCCUGCAUCAAAAAAAUGAAUUUAGUACUGACCACAAUAGAUAUUAUACAAGGGAUUUGAGUAUUAUCUCUCCAUCUGCCAUACUAUACUCACUGAAAUAACUGAGAGAAUGGCCUUAGGAGCCGGCUUUAAGGGAAUAAUGCGACAUGAAUGCUAGCUACCUACUUAACAAGUGGUUUACAGUGAUAAGAAAGCAUCACUGGUUGCCUCUCGGAAUAAUGGACACAGUCAGUGCCAGACCGCUCUAAACUUGGGUUGUUUUCGUUAUUUUUGAGUUGGACCAUUUUAAGGAUUUCUUUUGUGUUUUUGUAUAAAGUUAUUUGUUUUCUUAGCUUUAGAGCUUUUUAUGUAAGGCGUUAACUUGAGGCCAAGUACUGUAGCUGUGUGAGUGUUUGGAGAGCUAAUGUAUUGUUACAUUAAGUAGUUCCAUUAUAUUAUAAUCCUGUCUAGAAACGACAGAGCAAAUCAUACGGCUACCGGCUCUGAAGUUGAUUUACUUAUUCUUCUCAACGAAGCAUUUUAUUUGAUUUAAAACGUAUAUUUCGGUUUUAUUUACACAUCAGAACAAAGUUACCACGUUACACAGAAAACAUGGACAUUAGUCUGUCGACAUCAGCACAUUCCUAACCUUUUAGCCCGUUGGAGUGGAGAGGAGCACCUAUGGCGUGUUCAGUAGAGUGAAACAGAUGUCAUGUACAGAUAAAAAAAACUAUUCACCAUUCCACGUUACAAGAUUAUCGUGUCUGCUCAAUUAUGUUACCUUUCGAUCUGUGACUCAUCGUUUCCCACCACCUGACCUAGGUGUCGCAGUCAUCCGAUUGGCCUAUGUCUGACUCACUUCCUGUUUACGUGAGGAUAAUGGCCCAGUAGGACUGUUUUUUUUAGAAACAAAAUAUGUUUGAUAGGACCACUCCAGCCCCCUGUUAGCCAAGCAGCUUCUGUUUUGAUUUAUUUUUACGAGGGUUAUGGGAGACUAACCAUAUUCCUAACCCAUUCCUGUCCUCUUGUUCUAAGGGUGGCGUUGAGUCUGACUUUAACACCAUUCCGCUUGGCCAACCUACCGAGUCACUUUGUUUAAAUAGAAGUUUUGCCUUAGAUGUGGUGUACAAAGGCGUGCUGUUCCAGCUUUUUCAAAAAGGAAAGACCCAGGCUUCGUGCUUUGUCGUAAGCAGGGUGUGUUUGUCCCUAUGUAAUUAAAUGUUUAACUUCUGACAAUGACCACGAAAAAAGUGGCAGCUAUUCUGUAGUGUUGAUGAGGUGAAUUGGUUGGAUUUAAAGUAACGAUUUUGUUUCGCUGUUGGUCAUUUACUAGAGUAAACUAUAGUGUUUGAAGUAGGAUCACAAACUAGAAUGGCUGCUAGCUGUCUUUGUUUGAGGCGUUGGCUCUGGGCAAGGUGUCUGUAUCUGCCAAUCUGUGAGCUUCAUACUUCAUAGAGUGUCACACAGACAGUGGGAGUACUAGCUAAACUGCAUUACAGUAGGCCAUUAUAGGGCCUUACAUUUGAAGACAUUACCAUAACACUAAAUCACAAUUCGAGACACAAUUCUCUGGCGAUUUUUCAUUUCUUGAAUGUGUCAUGGCCAAGAUGACUGACUUGGAGUUAGAUUUUACAUUUUUAAACUGCCAGUAUAAAGAGUGCCAUGAACACAAAUGACAACAAAUCACUUUAUUUUCUAAAACUGGGCUUUCAAGCUAUAGAUUUUUAGGACUAUAAAUGUAUUUAUUUUUGCCCAUUCCAAUUUUCUUCUAGAAAUGAACGCAAUCAUUAGAAACUUACAAACUAUUGCAUGAACCAUUUUUUGUGUGUUUGCUCUUUUUUGGUUUCUAGACUUUCUCCAUUACUCUUAUUUUAUUCUCCAUAGUUUUAUUGUUUAAUGCUCUGGAACGUGUGACUUCUAAGUGUUGUUUUUUUAACCUUCCACUUUGGGCUGUGUCAAGGUGUAGUUUAUACAUGCGUAGUCUAUGAGCAGAAUUACUGUUUUACCUCAAUUUGCAACAAAAUCCGUAGUUUGAAUGCCACCUUUUCUAGAAGCUGUUUCAUUUUCCCUACAUUUUCCCCCGCGUUGGGCCACCCUAGCAAUUCGAGUUAGAGCCAAUGAGCUUCAGCCCCUCGCCAUUCGAGUGACAGCUAGCAAGAUGCACACAUAGCAGAGGGAGAGCCAUGACGUGGGGCACAUAUCUGCACGUGACGUAGUACGCAAUUUUCGGGAACUGCUUUUGGCUCAUGAGCGCUACUUUCACAACUACUAGCUAAAAGGUAUACAAAAGUACCGGAGAAUCUCUUCAUUCUGAUUUGAUCAAGGUGUAUGAGUGAGUUUUCGGAAUGGAGUGAACUAAGUCAUAAAUUAGGUACCUGUGCAUAAAGUGUUGUUGAGUGAAACAGCCGUUUGGUUUCAAAAGGGCUGGACGAAGGGCUGAUGUAGACAAUGGCCCUGUUUGAAUACACCCCAAUUCUCCACCCUUCUCCCAAAGUGUGCACUUUCUUGCAUUGGCGUUAACAGUAGUGGAAAAUCCCUCCAACCAAUGUUUUUAAAUCCAUGGCGAGGAGUGUGCAAGUGUACACUUCAGGAAAAUGUUGGAGAAUCGGAACCAUUUACUAUGACUUAUUUCUGGCAGGAGUCAGGGGGUCAUGACCUUGUCUGAAUGAUUUAACAUGGGAUUGUCGUCACAAUGAGGUCGUAUACUGUGGAUCACAGUUGACAGCCUAGAGUUGCGUAAUAACACAUUACUUGAGUAGGAAAUACUGAAACAUAGCAAAGGCCAAGAGUCCGACAUACUUUUGAAUAACCUCUUCUUUAGGAAGCGAGAUCAGAUCGAGGGAAUAGUGAUUCAAUUAUUAGUUGUAGAUAGUUAAAAUAAUACCUGUUGUAAAAGUACUUUAGGCACUAAGCCGUAACGUGGUUUUUGAGACCCCGGUUAUGAGAAGAGAGUCUUCUCAGGAAUAUAAAUGCCAUUGUUACAUACAUGUUACUGUACAGUGUUUUAAUACAAUUUCAGCUUUUGUUUAAUGGCGUCACAAUCAUGCCAAUCAGGCUGUGGCUGUGAGCAGGGAUUUGAUCUGUCAGGAUCAUACUGUAUGAUUGGGCAACAAACAUUUAACGUGCGCUACCACAGCGAAGGGAAUCGUGGCUCUGUGUGUAUAUGCAUGCAUUGGCGUAGUUAUUCUGUGUUGAGGAAUUUGACUUGCUGUUGGGAUAGUUUCUGAUGACAUUAAAUUGAUUGUUUUUAUAUUUUGGUUCAUGUCUUUGUUCAGUACUUGAGUGGACAUCGAAACACACAAGGAUUAAUGGAUUCAUGGAGUAGGUGUUCUAUUUGCUUCUGCAUGGAAGGCACUAUCAAUAAAAAUAUUUAAAAAACA